AUGUCUGCACCAGAGUCUUCUAGUAACCGGCGGAUGACAAAUUUUAGCGCUGAGGAGAAGACUAUAAUCAUAGAUGGGCUCUCCCAGCACGGCGCCCGCCUCUAUGGGCCACAAAGUGGCAACACUGGCAAAGCGGACAAAACCCGCAUCUAUGCGGAGAUAACCACACAGGUCAAUGUUCUCGGUGUGGCGGAGAGGGAGCCUAAGCAUAUCCGCAAAAAAAUUUAUGACCUGCGGAGACAGGUUAAGGAUAAACUUGUGGCAAUGAGGAAGCAUGCCACUGGCACAGGUCGAGGACCAGCCACAAGGAUCACACUGACGCCAGAGGAGAUGGUCGUGGCCAGGUUCCUGGAUAGGGAGCUGGUGGAGGGCCUGGAGGGCUUGGAUUCUGGGGAACAGCCCUUGAGGACAGGUGCUGGAUUUGCUUACCAGGUUGAGAAUGGAAUCCUUGAAGGAUCUGUUAAUUUUUAUGAGUCUCUACCAAUUCAAAACAAUCCUCCUGUAUUAUUAUGGAUUUUUGAAAAUGCUACCAUUGCACGGUGCUUUCCUAAUGGCACUCCUACGUGCGUUGGUCAGUAUGCAGGAAGAUGUACCCUGUAUGAGAAUGGAACUCUGAGACUGAACAAUCUGAGGUUUGCAGAUGAGGGGAAUUAUACCAUGAAUGCGCAAUAUCUAAUCACUUCAGUUACAAAAAAGUCUACCUAUGGGCUCAGAAUCUAUACUGUUCUCAGUUCUCCUGCCCUUCGUAGUAAUGGCACAUCUAACAGUCUCAUCAGCGGCACUUAUUUGUCUCUCUAUUGUGAGGCCGAUAGUCUGAAUAUCACAACUUACACCUUCUACCGUGAUGGAAAGAACAUCUGCUCUGAGCCCCAUGUGACCUGCCAGGAUUCCUACCUCUACUUCCAGCCAAUCACAGGGAGUGACAGCGGAAACUUCACCUGCACCAUCCAGAACCCUGUCAGCUCCAACACCAGCAACACCCUACAUCUAAAUGUAUCAGUUCCGGUCUCUGAUGUGAAGUUAGCCAGCAAUGCCACAGGACUGGUCUGGCCGGUAAUAGAUGUGGUGUCUCUGACCUGUUCAGCUCAUGGUACACGUGUCACUUACUCCUGGAGCCUUCAGGGGGCACCACUGCCCCAGAAGCCCCAAUACUACCUCAGAGCAAACAACACAGUCCUCACAAUCUUCCCCAUCACUGCUAAUGACAAUGGAACCUUCACCUGCACAGCCUCCAACUGGAUAAACAACGAGACCAGCAAUGGAGUGAUCUUCAAUCUGGCUUUUCCGGUCUCUGAUGUGAAGUUAGCCAGCAAUGCCACAGGACUGGUCUGGCUGGGAAUAGAUGUGGUGUCUCUGACCUGUUCAGCUCAUGGUACAGGUGUCACUUACUCCUGGAGCCUUCAGGGGGCACCACUGUCCCAGAAGCCCCAAUACUACCUCAGUGCAAACAACACAGUCCUCACAAUCUUCCCCAUCACUGCGAAUGACAAUGGAACCUUCACCUGCACAGCCUCCAACUGGAUAAACAACGAGACCAGCAAUGGAGUGACCUUCAAUCUGGCUUUUCCGGUCUCUGAUGUGAAGUUAGCCAGCAAUGCCACAGGACUGGUCUGGCUGGGAAAAGAUGUGGUGUCUCUGACCUGUUCAGCUCAUGGUACAGGUGUCACUUACUCCUGGAGCCUUCAGGGGGCACCACUGUCCCAGAAGCCCCAAUACUACCUCAGUGCAAACAACACAAUCCUCACAAUCUUCCCCAUCACUGCGAAUGACAAUGGAACCUUCACCUGCACAGCCUCCAACUGGAUAAACAACGAGACCAGCAAUGGAGUGACCUUCAAUCUGGCUUCUCCAACUCCAUGCCCUAUUUCACUUGGACUUGGUGGUGGCGAGGUAGCUGGAAUUGUCAUUGGAGUUGUUGUCGGGAUCGCCAUCAUUGGAGUCAUUGUGUUCUUUAUCUUAAAAACAACAAAAAAACCCAACCUUGGUACAAAAAAUGAAAAUUCAAAUGUUCCUCCACCACACAUCUAUUCGACUAUUAUUUCAGGAACUGAGAACAGAGACAUAUAUUACAACCUGGAGCCCUCUACAUGGAAACGAUAAUGAUAACGGUUUUGUUCUGGAUAGUGUCUGAAGUGAACUCUUGGUGUCCGAUCUGUCCCAACGCCACAAAACGUCUGAUGUUCACUCUACAUUUAAGGAACUCCAUAUCUACUCCAAACAACAAUUCCCCAAAUCUUGACUAUGAGGGCCUUAAAGUGAUACUAAAGUCUUGUUUUUUUUGGCGUAAAAAUAACAAACAUGUUAUACUUG
Molecule: messenger RNA, 2310 nt
Organism: Rana temporaria (common frog)
Lineage: Eukaryota; Metazoa; Chordata; Amphibia; Anura; Ranidae
Product: carcinoembryonic antigen-related cell adhesion molecule 1-like
Exons: 10
Coding region: 1-2100 (699 amino acids)
Source: RefSeq, a predicted model, not a curated record